Jatropha curcas is the source of this 2061-nucleotide messenger RNA. Its product is annotated as alpha/beta-Hydrolases superfamily protein. The record is from RefSeq and is a predicted model, not a curated record. Lineage: Eukaryota; Viridiplantae; Streptophyta; Magnoliopsida; Malpighiales; Euphorbiaceae. Gene Ontology annotation, biological process: lipid metabolic process.
CAAAUUAAAGAAAAGUACAGUUAUAUCGUCUUCUUGUUAGCUUCCGUAUAACGGUGGGCAAAACGAGCUUUACUUCCAUUUUCCUUUAGCUUCACGGCUCAUUAUCAAAUCCCAAAUUAUCCAUAAUAAAUUCCAAAAUCUCCAAUUAUUUACCCUAAAUUUAUCUUUUUCCCCUCCAAAAUUGCCACUAUUCAAUCCCCAAUCAGUGACAAAACGUCUCUGUUUUACGAGAAUUUUGUUUUUUUUUUCUCUUUAAUUGGGUAUGGCCGUGUUGCUAGAGGACAUUGUGCAAUCGGUAGAGCUAUGGCUGAAGCUUAUAAGGAAGAAACCGCAACCUUAUGCGGAUCCGAAUCUCGACCCGGUUUUGUUGGUGCCUGGCGUCGCCGGUUCCAUUCUAAAGGCGGUGGACAAUGACAACGAUAAAAGGGAUGAACGCGUUUGGGUUCGAAUUCUUAGAGCCGAUUACACGUUUCGCACUAAGCUUUGGUCGCGCUUCAAUCCUUCUACAGGUAGAACUGAGUCUUUAGAUCCAAACACAAGAAUUGUGGUUCCUGAGGACAGAUAUGGAUUAUAUGCAAUUGAUGUCUUGGAUCCUGACCUGGUCAUAGGACGCGAUUGUGUUUACUAUUUUCAUGAUAUGAUUGUUGAGAUGAUCACUUGGGGUUUUCAAGAGGGAAAAACUUUGUUUGGAUUUGGCUAUGAUUUUCGCCAAAGUAAUAGGUUGGCAGAUACAAUGGAGUGCUUUGCUAAAAAAUUGGAGUCCAUAUAUAAUGCUUCUGGUGGGAAGAAGAUUAACAUCAUAAGCCAUUCUAUGGGCGGUCUUCUAGUUAAAUGUUUCAUGUCCUUGCAUACUGAUAUUUUCGAGAAAUAUGUGAAUAAUUGGAUUGCUAUUGCUGCACCUUUCCGGGGUGCACCUGGGUAUGUCACAUCAACUUUUCUUAAUGGGAUGUCAUUUGUUGAAGGAUGGGAGCAGAAUUUUUUUAUAUCAAAGUGGAGCAUGCAUCAGCUGCUCAUUGAAUGUCCAUCAAUAUAUGAAUUAAUGUCAUGUCCACAUUUUAAUUGGCAAUACAUUCCUCUUCUGGAGAUCUGGAAAGAGAAACAAGAUAAUGAUGGCGGCUCUCAGAUGAUUCUAGAGUCAUAUUCUCCUGAAGAGAUUAUCGAAGUUUUCAAGGAAGCUCUUUCUACUAACACGGUCAAUUAUGAUGGAACGGAUAUUCCUCUACCUUUUAACCUAGAGAUCUUGAAAUGGGCUAAUGAAACAAAGAAGGUUUUGUCUUCUGCUAAAGUUCCUCCUCAAGUUAAAUUCUACAAUAUAUAUGGGAUCAACCUUGAGACUCCUCACAGUGUCUGCUAUGGAAGUGAGGAGGCACCUGUCCGGGAUGUCAAGGGACUGCGAUUUUUCCAGCCUACAUAUGUAUGUGUUGAUGGUGAUGGGACAGUUCCUGCUGAAUCAGCCAAGGCAGAUGGGCUCAAUGCAGAAGCGCGGGUUGGUGUCCCUGCUGAGCACCGGGGAAUUCUAAGCGAUCACCAUGUGUUUAGAAUUCUUAAACACUGGCUAAAAGCAGGUGAACCGGAUCCUUACUACAACCCGCUCAAUGAUUAUGUGAUUCUACCCACUUCUUUCGAAAUUGGGAUGCACAAAGAGAAAGGCUUGCAAUUUACAUCUCUCAAAGAGGAAUGGGAAAUCGUCUCAGGAGAUCAAGUUGACAACAAUAACAUGGCUGACAGAAGGCUUGUAGUGAGUUCAAAAUCUGUUUCUUGUGCCGGAGAUGGUAAAUCUUUACCGGAAGAAGCGUACGCGACUGUGAUUGUUCAUCCUCAGAAUGAGGGUAAGCAACGGAUUCAGCUAAAUGCUGUUGGUGUGUCUGUUGAUGCUUGAAAUUGAAUUAUUGUUCGAGUUCCUGGUGCAAAUUUGCUGGGUUGCUUGAGAUGAUGUUGUAUGUAAAUCUUGUAAUGUGCAUAUAUGUUGCUUGUAACCGUGACCAUAUCGUUGUUUAUUGUAUAAAAAGUUCUGCACUUGCACAGGAAAACUGCUGAUAAACUCUCGCUUGCUCAUCCAAA